AUGGAGGCCAGGACAUUAACCAGACCAGCCGCCACGCUGGCGGCUCUCCUCCGCCAACAAGCCGCCACCACCACCACCGUCUCCGCCGUCCCCCGACGAGGCCACAAGACCUUCUCCCGCACGAAGCGCGCCCUCAACAUCCCUCCCCAUCCCGACUUCCUCCCCUCGACCCCGGCCGCCGGCGACACAAUCAUCUUCAACCCGCCCUCGGCCGCCCCCUCCGUCUACCACACCCCCUUCAAGUUCCUCCCGGCCUCCGACCCCCGCCGCCGCGCAAACCUCUCGGCCCUCUUCGCAUCAUCAUCAUCAUCACAAGCAGCAGCCGCCGCCUCCUCAUCCUCAUCAACAGCAGCAGCAGCAGCAGCAAGACCACUCCUCCCCCCGGCCCUCAACGUCCCCUCCCGCGGCUCCAACCCGCGCUACCACCUCUCCAAGGAGGACGUCGCCGAGAUCCGCCGCCUCCGCGCCGAGGACCCCGACUUUUGGAGCGUGUCCGCCCUCGCGCGCAAGUUUGACUGCUCAGAGACCUUCAUCACCAUCUGCACGCCCGCGCCCCGCGAGCAUAAGGAGCGCUUGGCGCGCAAGCUCGAGGCCGUGAAGGGUCGUUGGGGUGGUAUCCGCACAAAGGCCCGCGAGGACCGCUCGCGCCGAAAGGAGAUGCUCUUCCGGGGCGAGUUGUAA
Molecule: messenger RNA, 681 nt
Organism: Colletotrichum orchidophilum
Lineage: Eukaryota; Fungi; Ascomycota; Sordariomycetes; Glomerellales; Glomerellaceae
Exons: 1
Coding region: 1-681 (226 amino acids)
Cellular component (GO): mitochondrial large ribosomal subunit
Molecular function (GO): structural constituent of ribosome
Source: RefSeq, a predicted model, not a curated record